Molecule: messenger RNA, 786 nt
Organism: Drosophila montana
Lineage: Eukaryota; Metazoa; Arthropoda; Insecta; Diptera; Drosophilidae
Exons: 2
Coding region: 1-786 (261 amino acids)
Source: RefSeq, a predicted model, not a curated record
AUGAACACAACGAGUUAUGUUCAUGAUUUUGAAAGACACUUUGGAGCUGGCGGCACAUCAACACCGGUGCACAAUUCGCAGUCGCCAUUGCACAAGGCUCUAAUUGAAUAUGCAACAACUUCAGCCCGUUUGCUAUUUAUACAGGAUCCCGCCGUAUACGCGGACUUUCAUCACACUAACGAAGCAUUCAACGAAUAUUCAUCAAUGGAACUGUGCGAAAUCAUGUUAAACUCAGUUUUGCCCAAGGUGCACACAUACCCGUUGACGGCAACAAUUAAAAAGCGCCUGAAACUAUUAGAGCUUCAUCCGUGCUUUCAACGAACUCCCCAAGGUUAUCAAUAUACACCACAACGCCUGGGAGCGCAUUUUGUGCUGCAGCCAAAAUGUGAUUUUAGUCUGCCGGAGCAACUGCCAAAAUUACUGUCGUCACAGGGCAAUCGCCCAGGUCGGGCGUCAUUUCCGAAACAAGCGCUCGCCCGCUCCCGAGAUGCUUCCCACACAAUGCUGCUUGGAUGCGAGGCAGUGCCGCACGUUGGGUUAAAGUUCCAGCUAAGCUUUGAUAUUGCUGCACUGCUCUCGCCCAUGCUUUCCAGCCAUUCGGAGCACUCUGUUAGCGAACUGCACAAUGUGACCAAAAUAAAAAAACGUCUGCAACGCGCCAAGCAGAGUUUCCAGGCGACGGGCAACAUGUCGCCCUACCGCAACAAUCUGGAGCAGCUCAUCAACAACAUGGUCAUGUUCGACAUGCUUAAGAAGCGACUGUACAGAAGUUUGUUUAACUUGUGA